ACCAACGUAAAGACGCGUUAAAAGCGAGUCCCUCCCCCUUCUUCACGAGGAUUUUCAUCGGCUACAACGCGAAAGACAUCAGCACGAUACAUGCCACUGGAUCGUUUCGUGCCACUGCAUUGGGACUGAUAAGAGAAAGCCGCGAAAGGGCAAGCCGUCUUCGAAUGAAAACCUUACGAGCUCAUCGUGCCCCGUAGAAGUAUUUAGCGGAUUCUUUGCAGAAGACUGUACCAGGAACCAGGGGUUGUUGCUAAAGGCGGCAACAUGUCUACCCUCUGUGACAUUGACGAGGAAGACGCAGACUCCCUGGCCUCGACUGCCGCUGCGACAGGACAUGGCGGCGGCAGGAGCAACCAGACGAAAGGCCCCGACGCAGCUAAGAAUAAGAGGAUGUCCGUGGAGCGCAUCUACCAGAAGAUGAGCCAGCUGGAGCAUAUUCUGCUACGCCCGGACACGUACGUCGGCUCCGUCGAGCCCGUCACGCAGACCAUGUGGGUGUACGACCCCGAAGACGAAAACGGCGGCGGCGGCAUGAAAUACAGGAGCGUCACUUUCGUGCCCGGUCUCUACAAGAUCUUCGAUGAGAUCCUGGUCAACGCGUCCGACAAUAAGCAGCGGGACAAGAACAUGGACUGCAUCAAGAUCGAGAUACAUCCUGACCAGGACUGCAUCUCCGUGUGGAACAAUGGCCAGGGCAUACCCGUGGUCGAGCACCGCGUCGAGAAGAUGCACGUGCCGACGCUCAUCUUUGGUCACCUGCUCACUUCGUCCAACUACAACGACGAAGAGAAGAAAGUCACCGGUGGCCGCAACGGCUAUGGCGCCAAGCUCUGCAACAUUUUCAGCAAGAAGUUCAUCGUGGAGACAUACUCGCGCGCCGAAAAGAAGCUCUUCAAACAGGUCUGGGAGGAUAACAUGCGGAAGACCACAGAGCCUAAGAUCAAGACGGAGGCCAAGGGCGAGGACUUCACCAAGAUCACCUUCUAUCCGGACCUGUCCAAGUUCAUGAUGGAGAAGCUGGACACCGACACGGUGGCGCUGCUGUCCCGCAGGGCUUAUGACGUGGCCGGCUGCGCACACGGAGUCAAAGUCUACCUGAACGGCAAGAGGCUCCCGGUGAAGGGCUUCAAGGAGUACGUGCAGCUGUUCCUCAAGGACCAGGAGGACGAAACGGGCAACCCGCUCACCGUAGCCCACGAGCUCGUCAGCCAGCGCUGGGAGGUGGCCGUGGCCUUGAGUGCCUCGGGCGAGUUCAAGCAGAUGAGUUUCGUCAACGGCAUCGCUACCACCAAGGGUGGAAGCCACGUCGACCACGUUGCUGACCAACUCGUCAAAAAGGUUCUGGAGAGCGUCAAGAAGAAAAACAAAGCCGGUGUGAAGAUCCAGAGCAAGCAAGUCAAGGACUACUUGUGGAUGUUCGUCAACUGCCUCAUCGAGAAUCCUACAUUCGAUUCUCAGACAAAGGAGAACAUGACGUUGUCUUACAAAAAGUUCGGCUCCAAGUGCGAACUCAGCGACAAGUUCUACAACCAGGUGCUGAAGUGCGGCGUCGUGGAGUCAGUCAUGUCCUGGGUGACAUUCAAGGCUGAAAAGCAGCUGGGCCUAAAAUGUUCGGCCAAAAAACACUCCAAGCUGAAAGGGAUCCCGAAGCUGGAGGACGCCAACGACGCUGGUACCAAGAACUCGGUCGACUGCACGUUAAUCCUGACCGAGGGGGACUCGGCCAAAAGCCUGGCCGUGUCCGGCCUGUCGGUGGUGGGCCGCGACAAGUUCGGCGUGUUUCCAUUGAAGGGAAAGAUCCUCAACGUACGGGAGGCCACGCACAAGCAGAUCUUGGAAAACGCCGAGAUCAACAAUGUCAUCAAGAUCAUGGGCCUCCAGUAUAAGAAAAAGUACGAGACUGUGGAUGAUCUCAAAACGCUUCGCUAUGGCCGACUUAUGAUCAUGACAGAUCAAGACCAGGAUGGCUCUCACAUCAAGGGCCUCCUAAUCAACUUUAUCCACCACAACUGGCCGUCGCUGCUCAAGCUCCCUUUCCUCGAGGAGUUCAUCACGCCCAUCGUGAAAGCAAGUCGCGGAAGCAACGAGCUGUCCUUCUACUCGCUGCCCGAGUUCGAAGAAUGGAAGACCGCCACCGACGACUGGCAGCGCUGGAAGGUAAAGUACUACAAAGGUCUCGGCACCAGCACCGCCAAGGAGGCCAAGGAGUACUUCAUGGACAUGCUGCGGCACCGCAUCACCUUCCGGUACCAGGGCAACGAAGACGACAAUGCCAUUGAGUUGGCCUUCAGCAAGAAGAUGAUCGAGCAGCGCAAGGACUGGCUCCGCAGUGGCAUGGAGGAGCGCAAGCAGCGACGCGAGAUGGGCCUGCCCGAGCUCUACCUGUAUGGCAAGGACACCCGGAACGUGACGUACCAGGACUUCGUCAACAAGGAACUAAUCCUGUUCAGCAACAUGGACAAUGAGCGUUCAAUCCCGUCUCUGGUGGACGGACUCAAGCCGGGCCAGCGCAAGGUUCUCUUCACCUGCUUUAAGCGUAACGACAAGCGCGAGAUUAAGGUCGCCCAGCUUGCGGGGUCCGUGGCCGAGCACUCGGCCUAUCACCACGGCGAGGUCUCUCUCAUGUCGACCAUCAUCAACCUGGCGCAGAACUUCGUCGGCUCCAACAACAUCAACCUGCUGCUGCCCAUCGGUCAGUUCGGCACGAGGCUGCAGGGAGGCAAGGACGCUGCCAGCCCUCGAUACAUUUUUACCAUGCUGUCGCCCCUGGCGCGUCUCAUCGUGCCCGCGUUGGACGACCCGAUCUUGGAGUACCUGUACGACGACAACCAGCGGAUCGAGCCCGAGUACUACAUUCCGGUGCUUCCCAUGGUACUCGUCAAUGGCGCGGAAGGAAUUGGCACUGGUUGGAGCACUAAGAUACCGAACUAUAAUCCACGCGACAUAAUUGCCAAUCUGCGGAAGAUGAUUGCCGGUGGGGAACCAGAUACGCUGAAGCCAUGGUUCAAGAAUUUUCGCGGAUCCAUAGACCAGGUAGAAGAGCAGAGAUUCAUCAUGAGCGGCGAGGUGGCCGUGCUCAACUCCACCACCAUCGAGAUCACCGAGCUUCCGGUGCGGGUGUGGACUCAGGCGUACAAGGAGGCGGUACUGGAGACCAUGCUGCACGGAACAGAGAAGGUACCGCCUCUCAUAACUGACUACAAGGAGUACCACACGGACACCACCGUCCGCUUCGUGGUUACCAUGACCGAGGAGAAGCUGGCCAAGGCCCGCGAGGAAGGACUUCACAAGGCAUUCAAGCUGCAGACGUCGCUUACCACAUCCUCGAUGGUGCUGUUUGACUCUAAGGGCGUCCUGAGAACCUUUCGGAGUCCUGGUGACAUCCUGCGUGAGUUCUACGCGACGCGCGUGGAAGGGUAUGUCAAGCGAAAGGCUUACCUUAUCGGUCUGCUGUCUGCCGAAGCGAAGCGUCUUGAAAAUCAGGCUCGCUUCAUUCUCGAGAAGAUCGACAAUAUAAUAAAGAUCGAGAACCGGCGCCGCAAGGAGAUGAUCGAGACACUGCAGCGACGGGGCUAUGAUCCCGACCCCAUCGUCCUCUGGAAGAAGCUGCAGCUGCAGCAGGCAAUGCGCCGGGACAGCCAAGCCGAGUCGCAGGACGAAGCUGAAGACUCUUCCGAGGCACAGGACGAGGACAGGGACAAGGAUGGCGGCAGCGUGCACUACAACUACCUCCUGGGCAUGCCGCUGUGGAGUCUGACCAUGGAGCGGAAGGAAGACCUGCUCAAGAAGCGCGACGAGAAGCGCCAGGAGCUCGAUGUGCUGCGCCGCAAAUCGCCCGCUGAUCUCUGGGAGGAAGACCUGGACGCCUUCUCGUCCAAGCUGGACGAGGUGGAGCAGAAGGAACGUGAAGAAGAGAACUCGAGCGCCGCCAAGGUGAUCAAGGGAGCCAAGGGCGGGCGCUCCAAGGCUGCGGCGCCCAAGAAGUCCGCAAACGAGACGAAGCCGUCGGCGUUCGCGGAUCGCGUUGUGCCGAAGAUCGAGUGGGAGGCGAAGACCAAGACCACCGGAGCGCGCCGCGGGCCCAGGAAAGCCGCCACCGACGCCCAUGCCGAGGACCACGCCGAUGAUGGCGACAACAACGAUGGAGGGGGAGCCGGGCACGCCUGUCCCGACGCUCAGCCGGCUGCUUCCGGUACGGCUGCUUCCGCACCCACCAGGGCGCCCCAGCGGAAACGCGGUGGCGCCACUAAGGUCAAGCCUUCGGGGAGCAAGGCAGCGUCCAAGAAGAGGAAGAACUCGACGUCGCACAGCGAUUCCUCCGAUGGCGAGGAGUCACUCAUGAGCUUUGGCUCGGACGACGACGACGACGACAGCAGACCUGCUGCGGGUCCUUCGCAUCAAGAGGAGCGGCAGCGAGAUCCUCCCAAGAAGCGCGGAGCCCCGGCCAAGCCGUCGCAGCGGGACGCAGCCGCUGACGAAGGCGACGAGGACUUCGUCAAGGCACCCGCCAAGAAGCCCGUCGCAUCUUCUCGAGCAGCCAAGAAGGCCCCGGCCGCCAGGCAAGCCCCAGCAGCGGCGGACGGCUCCGACUCCGACCCUCAACCGGCUCAGAGGAAGGCGGCGGCCAAGAAGAAGCGGAUCGUGCUGUCCUCUUCCUCCGACGAUGACGACGCACCUACCGUGACCGCGCCGGCGCCGUCAGGCGCAUCCACCAGCGGCCGCUCCAGAGCGCCGCAGGUCAAGUACAACUUUGGAAGUGACAGUGACGACGAAUUCUAAAGCAUGUUGCCGCUACGCAGCCAUAUACCAUAGUGCGUUCUGGCAUGGCCGCUGAUAUACUUGUGCGUUGAAGACAUGUGUGUGAGUUCCUUGAUGUCUGUAGGAUCUCAUCAGCGGUAGCUACUCGGUGGACAUUUUGUGCUGCCGCCAUCAAUGUGACCUCAACGAGGGUGCGAAGGGACCUUCUUGGCAAGUCGUCGCAGAUUUUGUGUCAGCGUGCAUGUUUGUGUCUUUUUGAUAGUUUAGCGAUCUGUUUGUUCUGGCGUCAUCUGGCAGGCGUCGCCUUUGCCGAAGAAAUAGCUUUUUUUUUUCUGUGCCUUCGUUAGCCAUUCUUUUAAUUCAAGUUUGUAUGUCACGUGUGUUUUUUUUUCUUUCGUUAUUUUAAUUCUUUAUUAUUUUUUGUGGGGAGGGAUGCAGAGGAACAUUAUGCUCCCAUCUGGCAAACGUGACCUUGAUGAGCCCAUGUUUCCCGCGAAAGACAUUGCAGCCGACUUCUGGAAUUGUCGCCGUUCAAGUUUGUGUUCGCGCAAUUUCUCUUUCGUUGGCUCAUACUCCGACAGCUAUUUAUGCUACAUGUGGCAGUUUGUCGCUCUCGAGCGGGUACAGGAAGCUUCGAGACGUUAUGCGCGAGUGCCGCGAUUUUAAAUAGUCGAUUUUAAACUAGUUUUACGAGAAAGUACUGGUUAUUACGUUAGCCAACACAGUAAUCAGGCGAUGUUUUUUUUUUUUUUUUUUUUGCGUGUUCACCAGCUCAGUCUCUUCCCCUCCUUGUCGUUAUUCAAGCGUUUUUAACUUUGACAGUACCGGGUGGCGAUCAGUGUUUCUUUAACGGAAUAAAGGGUCGAUUUUAUUAUUUUCUUGAUCUUAUUUAAAUUUCUUGCUAUUAAAACGCCUAGUUAGAGAAUGGAGUGUAUAAUUGCAAGCUCAAUCUAUUCGGCGCACGAAUUUUUUUGUACAACACACUUCAAGACCAAGUCACAUGACCGAAAUUCCGCCAAGUCUCGGGGGAAGGAGGUCGCGGGUGCGUCGUCGGCUCCCUGAGGCUGUUCUUCUGGAUCCGCUUGUGGUCGGCGUGUACGGUUGGCUUGGUUAUUGAAAGAGCACGCAAGUUGCAAUAUAGUAUUGCGGCAUUAAAAUCUAA
Molecule: messenger RNA, 5920 nt
Organism: Dermacentor silvarum
Lineage: Eukaryota; Metazoa; Arthropoda; Arachnida; Ixodida; Ixodidae
Product: DNA topoisomerase 2-alpha
Exons: 12
Coding region: 265-4779 (1504 amino acids)
Biological process (GO): sister chromatid segregation; resolution of meiotic recombination intermediates; DNA topological change
Cellular component (GO): nucleus
Molecular function (GO): DNA topoisomerase type II (double strand cut, ATP-hydrolyzing) activity; ATP binding; DNA binding
Source: RefSeq, a predicted model, not a curated record